This is a messenger RNA of Staurois parvus, 976 nucleotides long. The record is from the annotation of a GenBank genome assembly. NCBI's taxonomy places the organism in Eukaryota, Metazoa, Chordata, Amphibia, Anura, Ranidae.
CCUGCAUUCACUAUAUCCAGUCUCCCCGGACCCUGCAUUCACUAUAUCUGGUCUCCCCGGACCCUGCAUUCACUAUAUCUGGUCUCCCCGGACCCUGCAUUCACUAUAUCUGGUCUCCCCGGACCCUGCAUUCACUAUAUCUGGUCUCCCCGGACCCUGCAUUCACUAUAUCUGGUCUCCCCGGACCCUGCAUUCACUAUAUCUGGUCUCCCCGGACCCUGCAUUCACUAUAUCUGGUCUCCCCGGACCCUGCAUUCACUAUAUCUGGUCUCCCCGGACCCUGCAUUCACUAUAUCUGGUCUCCCCGGACCCUGCAUUCACUAUAUCUGGUCUCCCCGGACCCUGCAUUCACUAUAUCUGGUCUCCCUGGACCCUGCAUUCACUAUAUCUGGUCUCCCCGGACCCUGCAUUCACUAUAUCUGGUCUCCCCGGACCCUGCAUUCACUAUAUCUGGUCUCCCCCGGACCCUGCAUUCGCUAUAUCUGGUCUCCCCCCCAGACCCUGCAUUCACUAUAUCUGGUCUCCCCUGGACCCUGCAUUCACUAUAUCUGGUCUCCCCGGACCCUGCAUUCACUAGAUCUGGUCUCCCCGGACCCUGCAUUCACUAGAUCUGUACACAAUUUAUUAGUAAAUAUAAACUGCUAAAUACCUUUUCUCAUCAGCAGUUAGAGCAGUCUUGUGACUUCUAUCAGUGUAGCAGAGCACUGGUUAAAGCUUGUAGGAGUUUUUCUUACUGCUCUAGGAGGAUGCAGAACCCCUGACCUCUAUCUGGACAGUGCCGAUUGGCCCUGUGCUGAUCACAUGCACUCUCCCAAGAAAAAAAAAAACCUCUCUAGAAAUACACACUAAACGGAGCAUGUGCAGAAUGGCUACCAUUCAGUCUGUCUUAUCAGGAGAUAAGACGUGGAUAUCUGAACAAGAGGAGGAGCAGAGAAGUCAGGAUCAAACAAGUUUUUUAAACAAUGCAGAGGAUUAA